This is a messenger RNA of Salarias fasciatus (jewelled blenny), 2545 nucleotides long. Its product is annotated as eukaryotic translation initiation factor 4E type 3-like. The transcript has 8 exons. The coding region runs from base 131 to 784 and encodes 217 amino acids. Gene Ontology annotation, biological process: translational initiation. Lineage: Eukaryota; Metazoa; Chordata; Actinopteri; Blenniiformes; Blenniidae. The record is from RefSeq and is a predicted model, not a curated record. Gene Ontology annotation, cellular component: eukaryotic translation initiation factor 4F complex. Gene Ontology annotation, molecular function: translation initiation factor activity; RNA 7-methylguanosine cap binding.
GUAGAAGCUGUGUGUGCGAGGUGGACGCCGCGGGCAGUGAGCGGGCGUCAUCGGUUUUUUUCUGUGUUGUGACGGCGCAAACCGGCGAGGCGACCAAUGAGUCAGCAGCAUCGGGUUUGUAGCGGAAACAAUGGCAGUUCCUGCGUUACAGCUGAGCGCAGCAUCCAGCCCGGGUCUGCUGGAGCACAGCAUUCACAUCAGAGACACUGAUCUGGGACGGAUUUCCACUGAAAAUGACACUGACACGCUGCCUUUACAUUCUCCCUGGACUUUCUGGCUCGAUAGAUCACUACCAGGAACGACAGCAGCUGAAUGUGAGUCCAACCUGAAGAAGAUUUACACGGUGGAGACAGUACAGAACUUUUGGAGGGUUUAUAACAACAUACCUGGCGUCUCCAACUUGCCCCUGAGAUGUAGCUAUCAUCUGAUGAGAGGAGAAAGAAAACCACUCUGGGAGGAGGAAAGCAAUGCUAAAGGUGGUGUUUGGAAAAUGAAAGUCCCUAAAGAUUGCACUUCUGCUGUGUGGAAAGAGCUGCUAUUGGCUACUAUUGGUGAACAGUUCAGUGAUUAUUGUCCGUCAGAUGACGAGGUGGUCGGCGUCAGCGUCAGCGUAAGAGACAGAGAAGACGUCGUGCAGGUCUGGAACGGAAAUGCUUCUUGUGCCAAUGAGUCGAAUAUCCUAGCAAGAAUCUAUGAGCUUCUCCCACAAAUUCCCUUCAAAGCAGUGUUUUAUAAGCCCCACGAGGAGCACCACGCUUUUGAAGGAGGCCGAGCAAGACAUUAGCCCGCGCUACGCACAAAAUUCUUGACAUACACACUUUUAUUUAGUUUCUGAGCUAAUGCUUUGGCAAUUUUUGAAGCGGUUUAGAUGCUUUGUGUGUCAUGCAUCAUCUUAAUUGAUUACCUCAAUGUAGCCUAGGUAUUAUGACUCAAAGUCAAUAAAACGUCACAUCCUCUAGGAGCUACAGUCAUUCAUAGCCAAAUAUUGUUUUAGUCUAAAGUGGAAAAAAAAAGAAAAAAAAAGCUGUUUAUUUCAUCUCUGGCUGUGUUUGUAGGUUUUUAUACUGCAUUAUUCCACACAACUGUAACCAAAACAGUAGAUCAUGUACAGUCAGAUUUUUUUAGAUGUGGAACAGCACACUUGUUGCGGUUUACUGAAACACCACACGUCUAAUUUUUAGGUUUAAAAAGAGGAAAGAAAAAAAAACAUUGUAGUGCUUUUAUAGUCACCUUCAUUCUCUCUCUUUGUAUGUAAUUUACAGCCAAAAUACUGUUGCCUGUACUGGAAAUGUAAAUUUUUAGUAAGCUGUAAGGGUAAUAUUUGAGCAGAGAAUUGCACAUUCUUUUUUUAUUUCCUUGUGUAGGAUAUGAGUGAAAGGUGGGAGAAAUAUAUUUUUCUUGUUACAAUAAAAUGACCUCACUGCACAAAACACCUUGAGUAGAUGCUGAGAAAUAUAUGCAAUCAUUUCUAUUCUGUUGAGUUUCUGACAAAUUUUGCUGUGUUAUUGUUGUCGUUGAGUUGGAGCCUCUCUGCCAUGAAUCAAGCACUUUCUUACUGGUUGUCUAAAGCAUUAGAUCGUCCAGCUGGGAUUCAGUUGUGACCCAUGAAACCAAAUACAAUUUGGUGUGGCGUCACCUUUUCUCAUGACAUGUAAGGCUGUUUUGUUUUUUUGUUUUUUUUGUUUUUUUUUUUUUGGUCCAUGUUUGCUCUAUCUGUCUGGACUUUAUGUAAUAAACAUAGCCUCAGAAAAAAAAUGGACACAAGAAAGAAAGAUGUAGCUGUUCUUACUCUCUAUAUUUGACACUUUGUGGAUGUUUGUUAAAGUGACAGUCAUAUUAGAAGGCCUUCCCUCUGUCAUUUUUUUGUUACUAUUGUUUUUGUCUUUUUUUUUAUGGUUUGUUAAAGCGACACCAAAAUUAAGUCUACAUUUUUCAAAAUGUAUCAAUCAUCUGAUGUGGAACAGGCUGUCUUUGUUUUUCUUGUGAUCAUAUUUACUAGUCAUUUAAACCUCACCAAAGGCGCCUUUCCUGUGUGUUUCUGUUUGUGGCUGAAACUGUAUUUUUGUUUUUCUUUCUUCAAUACGAGUACUGUAACACUUGAGGUCAUUUCUGAGGCGCUAUGCGGAAUGCAUUGAAACCCACAGAACAGCUGCUGUGAUUUUUCUUUUUCCCCCCAGUUUGAUGUUUGUGAUGCUAAAUGCUCCGCUCGCUGCUCAUUUUCUCUGCUUCAAUCAAUUUGAGUUACCUUCCACGCCACACACUUUGCCCAUCUUGCUUUAUUCCCCCUGUAUUGUGAGGCUGUUUAUAUAAUAAUGUUAAAGCACAUACUGUUAGAUAACAGAAUACCAACACUGUUCCCUCGCACACACUCUGCUGACUCCACAUCUCAGCUCAUGUAACUGAUUGUUGAUCUUGGAUGGUGCCUUGGGUUUUAUCAGCAGUUUACAAUGUUAAAGUCCUCUGUGUUCAGCAUGAUGAAAUUGCAUUUAGUCAAGUUUCUCUAUUUGAUUUACACGUGCUAAGAAUAAAAAAAUAAAGCCACUUA